Messenger RNA from Aureobasidium pullulans EXF-150, 850 nucleotides. RefSeq lists its product as uncharacterized. The transcript is spliced from 3 exons. Gene Ontology annotation, biological process: proteolysis. NCBI's taxonomy places the organism in Eukaryota, Fungi, Ascomycota, Dothideomycetes, Dothideales, Saccotheciaceae. The record is from RefSeq and is a predicted model, not a curated record. Bases 1 to 828 code for a protein of 275 amino acids. Gene Ontology annotation, molecular function: serine-type endopeptidase activity.
AUGCAACCCUGGACGAACUUUCUCAUCGUCGUUGUCACCAUUUUCGCAGCCUUUGCGUCCGCAUCAUCGGCGACAGCCAUCUCAAGCGACAAUGCCACUUACGUCGCCCCAUUGAUCGAGACUUGCCCAGUCGGGAGCUCAACCUGCGGCAAGAUCAAAGACAAAUAUCUGGUCAUGCUACGUGAAGGAUACGAACCCGCCUCCCACCUUUCCUACAUUUCGAGAACCCUCCACGUUGACGAUCCAGUCAAGGAAUGGCGGAUGAUGUGGCAUGGCGAUGGCGCCUAUUCCGUCCAUAAAGUCUCAGCAGAUUCAAUCGACAUCCUUCGUCGAGAUCCGGGAGUCGAGGAGAUCGAAGAGGGGUACUGGUUUCAAAUGGAUCUAUACAAGAUCCGCAGCAAUCCCAAGGUCGAAGCCAUCGACGAACACGAGCCAUGGGAAAUGAUCAAGCAGCUCGUCCCCUCUGAACGUCAGAACUCGACGAUACAACAGCGAGACUCGCAACCCUGGUUCCCGGCAGAAUGGCCAAAGGCACCAUGGCACUUACAAGCCUUGUCCGCGGGCCAAAAACUGGAUAACAUCCGGGACUCGGGACCCGCAACUCAGGUCAACGGUGUAGAUGUCGAACAUCGUCUCUUCCAAGGACGAGCCAGAAAUUUUCACAAGUGCUAUGUCGAUACAGAUGGUGAGUGCUUCAAAGACAAGGUCGGCCACGGGACCGCCGUCGCAGGAUGUGCCGGUGCAAGGUUUUACGGUACCGCCCAGGGCGCAAACAUCAUCAAUGUCAAGACCUUCUUCAGCUUCAACAAAUAUAUGUUCUUGAUGUGAUGCAAUGCGAUAGUACUUCAUA